AUGUCUCACCAGAAAAAGCAGCCCACUCCCUGUCCUCCCGUGGGUUGUGGAAAGACCUCCGGUGGAGGAGGCGGUGGCGGCGGCGGCGGUGGCGGCGGCGGAGGCUGUGGCUACUAUAGCGGUGGUAGCGGUGGCGGCUCCAGCUGUGGAGGUGGCUCAUCUGGAGGAGGCUCCAGCUGCGGAGGCGGAGGCGGCGGCUCCUACGGAGGCGGUUCCAGCUGUGGCGGAGGAGGCGGCUCCGGUGGGGGCGUCAAGUACUCCGGAGGCGGUGGCUCCAGCUGCGGCGGCGGCGGCUACUCCGGGGGCGGCGGUGGCUCCAGCUGCGGCGGCGGCGGCGGCUACUCCGGGGGCGGCGGUGGCUCCAGCUGCGGCGGCGGCGGCGGCUACUCCGGAGGCGGCUCCAGCUGCGGAGGCGGUGGCGGCUCCGGUGGGGGAGUUAAGUACUCCGGUGGCGGAGGCGGCGGCGGCUCCAGCUGCGGCGGCGGCGGCUACUCAGGCGGGGGCGGCGGCUCCAGCUGCGGCGGCGGAUCAGGAGGCGGCGGCGGCUCCUACUGCGGAGGCUCCUCCGGAGGCGGCGGCUCUGGUGGCUGCGGUGGCGGUUCCGGAGGGAGCAAGUACUCUGGCGGCGGCGGCGGCGGCUCCAGCUGUGGCGGCGGCGGCUACUCCGGCGGCGGCGGCUCCAGCUGCGGCGGCGGCGGCUACUCCGGCGGCGGCGGCUCCAGCUGCGGCGGCGGCGGCGGCUACUCUGGCGGCGGCGGCAGCAGCUGCGGAGGUGGUUCCUCCGGUGGCGGCGGCGGUGGGUCGCAACAGUAUCAGUGCCAGAGCUACGGAGGCGGCUCCUCCGGGGGCUCCAGCUGCGGAGGCGGCUCCUCCGGGGGCGGCGGCUCCAGCUGCGGUGGAGGCUACUCCGGGGGCGGCGGCUCCAGCUGCGGAGGAGGCGGCGGCUAUUCCGGUGGUGGCGGCGGCAGCAGCUGCGGAGGCGGCUCCUCCGGUGGCGGCGGCGGCGGCUACUACUCGUCGCAGCAGGCCACCCAGAGCUCCUGUGCCCCCCAGCAGAGCUACGGAGGGGGCUCUUCAGGCGGAGGUGGUAGCUGCGGAGGUGGCUCCUCUGGUGGCGGCGGCGGCGGCUGCGGCGGAGGCUACUCCGGUGGCGGCGGCGGCGGCGGCGGCUGUGGUGGCGGCUCCUCCGGGGGUGGCAGCGGUGGUUGCGGAGGCGGCCACUCCGGCGGCGGCGGCGGCUCUAGUUGCGGCGGCGGCUCCUCUGGGGGCGGCUCUGGAGGUGGCAAGGGCGUCCCGGUCUGCCACCAGACCCAGCAGAAGCAGGCGCCUACCUGGCCCUGCAAGUAA
Messenger RNA from Peromyscus eremicus (cactus mouse), 1347 nucleotides. RefSeq names its product loricrin cornified envelope precursor protein (gene Loricrin). Gene Ontology annotation, cellular component: cornified envelope. The transcript has a single exon. The record is from RefSeq and is a predicted model, not a curated record. Lineage: Eukaryota; Metazoa; Chordata; Mammalia; Rodentia; Cricetidae. Gene Ontology annotation, molecular function: structural constituent of skin epidermis. The coding region runs from base 1 to 1347 and encodes 448 amino acids.